AGUACCUAUUAGAGGCUUUAGCAGAUGUAUGAACAUGAUUUCAAUUCAGAAACUCUGGUUUAAGGCCGGUACAUUGAAAACUAAAUUAAGGACACAUUGUCAUUGAACUUGAGCUCGCCGUUGGCAAUGGUUCUUUCCGUACUUAGUUCGUACAUUUCUGUCCCAUCUAUAUACAGUCCCUUUCGCCCGUAUAAUGUCUAACACAAUAGUUAGAUCGUGACCGCGUUGGCGCAUGGUGGUCAUUGCAACAAACCGACGAAUAAGUUUGCAUUUUCCAUCCCAAGCAAUCUGAAUUCGCGCCAAAAUUUUGACAUUUAACGUCAUUUGCUUAAAAAAAGUUCUUUUUGAGAAAAUCAUGACGGCAAAGGCAAACUUUUAAUAUUGCCAACAGACAGAACGUGCUUUAAUUUUUAAUGUUGUGAUAUUUUUUUAUACGUUAUCAUGAGAUUUUACAAUAGCUCUUUACGUCUGAUUUUAUAUACGUUUAUAACUAUAACGGGUUUAUGUGACAAAAGCGAUCCAAGGAGUGACCAAGGAUAUCCCUCAGGACUUAUGUCAGUAUGUCCAGGCUCGACAAAGCCCGCCAGUAUUCCUCGGAGCCAACUCAAGUACCUGCUGUUCGUAGUACAAGGUCGCGGUCACACGAGAAAGAAGUACAACUACUGGACCGCCAGGAACAUCGCUAAGGACCCAAGGAUCAACUUUACAAGGAAGACCCUCCUCCUGGCAUUGGGCUACCUGGACAGCACCAACUUCCCGAUAUCCUCGAUGCUGGCCAACGAGUACGAGGCGAGGGAGUACAACAUCAUCAUGGUGGACUACCAGCGGUUCGCCACGGUGCACUACUACUUAGCCAGCAGACUAAUGCGUCCGGUGGGAAAGCACGUGGCUGAAGUACUGACACAACUGAUGGAAUCAGGGUUGAAUCCUUCAAAAUUAGAGCUGCUUGGGUUCAGUCUCGGAGGCCAAACCGUCAGCUACAUAGCCAAGAACUUCCAGAGAUUCACCGGCCGAAACAUCUCCAAGAUAACAGCAUUGGAACCGUCAGGACCCUGCUUCAGGACACUCGGUCCUGGUGAUAGAUUGGACUCCUCCAACGCAGAUUUCGUCGAAGUCAUACACACCAAUAUAGAUGGCUACGGAAUGGCUACCAAAAUGGGGCAUGUGGAUUUUUUUGUGAAUGGCGGAGAAUACCAACCUUCUGAGCUGUUACUUUACCCCUGCACUUCUACUUGCAGUCAUUUCAGAGUGCUGGCUCUUUGGGUUUCAGCGUUGAAAAACCCAAAGGAAUUCAUCGCUAUCAAAUGUGACAGUAUCCAGCAAGCGAGAGACGCCAAAUGUUAUGAUCGACGUCCCGUCGAAACCAAUGUGAUGGGUCCUAAAGUGAAUAGGAGUAGUCAUGGAAUUUUUUACUUGUCCACUGGCAAGGGGUAUCCUUACUACUUGGGUGCCAAUGGCCUCAAUGCAAAUUAUGCUUCUUGGAGACAAAUUUCCUAUGUUAAUGAAAGUGAUGAUGUCGAAAUUUAUACUUAAGACCUAAGUGUUAAUAAUCAAUUAAUAACUUAAUUUCAGUAUUACUAAUUAAUUAAGGAUAAUGUAAUUGUUUAAUUUAAGCCUAAGUAAGUAUUUAUUUAUGAUGCAAAACUACCGUGCAAAAAUAACUAUAAGGUAAGGAAACGCAC
Chilo suppressalis (striped riceborer) is the source of this 1682-nucleotide messenger RNA. The record is from the annotation of a GenBank genome assembly. NCBI's taxonomy places the organism in Eukaryota, Metazoa, Arthropoda, Insecta, Lepidoptera, Crambidae.